Messenger RNA from Nerophis lumbriciformis (worm pipefish), 4030 nucleotides. RefSeq names its product major histocompatibility complex class I-related gene protein-like. The record is from RefSeq and is a predicted model, not a curated record. Lineage: Eukaryota; Metazoa; Chordata; Actinopteri; Syngnathiformes; Syngnathidae. Gene Ontology annotation, biological process: immune response. Gene Ontology annotation, cellular component: external side of plasma membrane.
GUCACUUUCUUUGUCUCGCUAAGUUGCUAACUAACAAAUAUUUUCAUUCUGCACUUGUGACAGCAGAUCAUGAACUUGCUUUUGUUAUCAAUGCUAAUUGUGCAAAUACACAGUGGACUGCCUGGUAAGUCCAUUCUAAUAUUCCAAAAUGAUUUAAUUGAUUAAAUUGACACCUAUUAUGACAGUUUUUAUUUUAAUGACUAUUGUUGACAUUGUUUAUGAACAAGUGUAUUUUAGUCCCUUUUUUGGUUUCUUUUUUAAAAGGAAUAUAAACAAAUAAACGAUGAUAUGCACUACGUAUGUAUACAAAUGUAUUUUCUGUAAUAUCAAGCAGUGUUUUUUUGUUUACAAUAAAGGAGAACUGCACUUUUUUUUUUAGAAUUUUGCCUAUCGUUCCCAAUCAUUAUGAGAGAAAAGAAGACAAAAGUUUUUUUUGCAGUCUAACAUGUAAAAAUCGUCUCGUUCUUGGUGGCUAGCAAUGCAGCUUAUGGAAAGAAUCCAUUCUACCUCUAAAUCACAUUAAAAAUGCAUUCAAAAACUGUCAACAAUACUUAAUUUACGUUCCGUAACCCGUAUAAUAACCAAGCUGCAGCAACUUUGUUAUUAACGAUCGCCAGGUAAGUUUGUCACUUUCUUUGUCUCGCUAAGUUGCUAACUAACAAAUAUUUUCAUUCUGCACUUGUGACAGCAGAUCAUGAACUUGCUUUUGGUAUCAAUGCUAACUGUGCAAAUACACUGCGGACUGCCUGUGACUUACUCGCUCAAGUAUUUCCACACUGCGUCCUCUGAAGUUACAAACUUCCCAGAUUAUGUGGUCGUGGCUUAUCUUGAUGACAUUCAGAUUGGUCACUAUGACAGCAACACAAAGACAGCAGAAGCCAAAGAAGAAUGGAUGAAGAACUUUACAACGGUGGAUCCAGAGCACUUUUUGCAUCAGACACAUUUAGGUAUUCAGACUGAAGUGAAUGACAAAGAGGACUUGAAAAGUUUACAGAAGAGCUUCAACCACACUGAAGGUCUUCACAUUUACCAAAAGAUGUACGGCUGUGACUGGAAUGAUGAAACUGAUGAAAUUAAGAGUUGGGAACAGUCCAGCUAUGAUGGAGAAGAUUUUCUAGCGUUAGACACCAAGACAUGGAUAUGGACUGCAGUAAAACCACAAGCCGUCCCCAUGAAACACAAGUUGGACCACGAUCGAGACCUUAUGGAUCACUUAAAGUUUUACUACACAGGUAUCUGUGUUCAUAACUUGAAAAAGUAUCUGAACUUUGGUAGCGACGUCCUAAAGAGAACAGAGCUUCCAGAAGUGUUUCUCCUCCAGAAGACGCUGUCCUCUCCAGUCAGCUGCUUCGCGACACGUUUCUACCCCAGCAGUGCAACCUUGUUUUGGAGGAAAGACGGCAAGGAUCUCCACGAGAACGUGGUGCACGGAGAAAUGCUGCCCAACCCUGAUGGAACCUUCCAGAUGACGGUGGAUCUGAAAGUGGAGGUGACGGCCGAAGUGGAGGGCAAGUACGAAUGUGUGUUUCAGCUGUCUGGUGUCAAAGAGGACCUGGUCACCAAGCUGGAGAGAAGAAGCAUCAUGAGCAACACAAGAAAUGAAGGCAAUGUGAGGGUCACCGUCGGCGCCACGGUGGCGGUCGCUGCAGUGAUCCUCGCCAUCAUUGUCAUAGUCGCCAUACGUCACAAGAACAAACAAGAUGAGGGACACACUUCUUUUUCUCCAACUAUGAUCCAGCUGCUGGUGACGAGGAUACUGAGCGGUCAGCGAACUCAACGGAUGAAAGCAGUCGGAACACAGAUCUUUUCAGCACUGGGACACAGAGCGACCACUGAGGAGCGUGGUCACACUUGAAGACGAGAAGGAGAUGUGCUUUACUCAUCAUCAAACUGCUCCUCGUGUUAUACGGUCUCUUUUGUUUUAUGUUUAUGGCUUAGAAAACUGGUAGAUCACUUGCACUGUAACACUUGGAUACUUGUAAUUAUGUCUUUUCAUUUUCCUACACAUCCCUCUAAUUCAUUGGCCAAAUGCUAUGCACCUCCCAAACACUAGGGGGCGAUUCUAGCCAUUUACCCUUUGUCAAUCAAGAAAUAAAUGCUACAUGCUAAUAGCAGUAACUGGUAGAAAAUGGGUCAAAUUGAUAACAUAAUGUUCUACAGCUCUUACAUACAGACGUUAACUUAAAAAAGGAACAACUUUAUUAUCCAUUACCAAAGGUAAAGCCAGGAUACAUCAUUGUGAGUUGUACUCUCACAUAGGAUGGCCAGAUCUUUCUACUUGAAAUUUGAGGCAUUGGUACACUUUUAUCUAUAAAGCCUUAAUUGGGCUAAUGACCUCUAACAUUUGCAAGAUAAUAGCACAAAGAAAUGUAAACUUGUAGGGCUGUGAAUCUUUGGACACCACACGAUUUGAUUCAGAAUUGAUUCUCGAUUCAAAACCAAUACUUUUUUUAGUAACAUUAGAUGCCGGUUCUAUGAUUAACUACAUUCCUCCAUAAAAUAAACAGUUAUGAACAAUUUAUUUAUUACAUUAAAUGAAUGUGUUUUUGUUUAAUAAAAUUCUACCCAAACAUUUAAUAAAGUCAAAUACAAAUAAGGUAAGAUACUUUUCUAAAGUAAAUCCGUACAGUAGAUGUGAUCAUCUGCAUCAACAACAUGAUUUGUCUGAGUGGCUGGACAGAACAGAUUGAAAACAAUUAUAAUAAUUUUAAUCCAUUUUGAUGUUUUUGAAGCGAUUAAGAAUCGUUACAAAUAAGAAUUGCGAUUAAUCUGAAAAUCGAAAACAUGACAGGGUUUUUCCGGGUGAGUAUUAAAAUUCACUGAACGGAUUUUGUCUUUAAAUGGCAUUAAAAAGCAUUACAUUUGAUAUCCACAAGCAUUACUAAACAUCUAAUUCGAUAAAAUAACAAAUGCUUUUAGCUAAUCUCAAAUCGGCGAUUAAAGCCUGACGACAGUUAACGGUGCAAGAUUUCUUUGGGCGUGACCCACAAAGCAACCUCUGCUGUCGCCACCACAACUGGCAGCUGCUGCUACCACUACAGAAAAAUACAUUCCCAGAUUAAACAAUCUUGUGAGUCAAUUUUAAUUCACUGUUCAACUAUUCAAGAUUAAUAUUGUCAAAUGCUUAGAAUUGUGUCUAUGUAGACAAUAGUACGUUUUUGAUUAUAUAUAAUAACUACCUGCAAUAGGACACGGGCAUUAAAUGUGUUUUAAGUUGCAUUAAAAUAGAAUUAAAUUAGAUCUGCUGAUACCUGCAGAAACCCUGUAUGAAAGCCAGAGAGGAAACCUCAUUUAUUUGCACUUGUUGGGUCACGAGCAGCAAAAGCUAAUACAGAACUAUUGUAAAUGUUGUAAUUAUUAUUAUUGCUGAUCCUGACGUAUUGUAAUUGUUCCGUUUAUCAUUAUGCUCCCAGUUACUUUUACAGUUCAUUUUAAAAUUGUACUCAAUGUUUUUAAAUGCUUACACCAAGUAGCCCCCGCCAUCUCUUAUUGAGCUGCUGCAGCCUUUUUGUCCCAGCAGGACCCUGAGGUCUUCAGACCAGCUCCUCCUGGCUGUCCCAAAAACUAGGCUAAAAACCAGAGGAGACAGAGCCUUCUCAGUGGCAGGGCCCAGACUGUGGAACAACAUUCCACUAUCUAUUAGGUCCUCCCAGUGUCUGAGACAAUUUAAAUCUAGGCUAAAUACAUUUUUUUACUCCAUGACGUUCAAAUCCAGUUAGACAGGAUUUCUAGGUUCUUUUUAUUUCUUGUUUUGUAUGUUUAUUAAUUAUUACAUUAGAAUAUUUGAGGUGAUUCUGCACUUCAUUUAAGGUAAUGCUUACUAUUCUGAUGUAUUCAUCCUUCCAUGUUACAAUAUAAAUGUGACACUAUGUGCCCCUUUUUUUUGUUGCCAAUUGUUUAUGUCUGUACAGCACUUUGGCCAACUGGGCUUGUUUUUAAAUGUGCUUGUGUGGUGUUCGGGUCUGUGGGACCCGUUUUCAUUUUUUAUAUUAAAAGAAAAAUGAUACAAUUAAUACAUUUUUCAAACUGA